Messenger RNA from Nicotiana attenuata, 2585 nucleotides. RefSeq names its product protein EXECUTER 1, chloroplastic. Gene Ontology annotation, cellular component: thylakoid membrane. The record is from RefSeq and is a predicted model, not a curated record. Bases 204 to 2297 code for a protein of 697 amino acids. Gene Ontology annotation, biological process: response to singlet oxygen; singlet oxygen-mediated programmed cell death. The transcript has 12 exons. NCBI's taxonomy places the organism in Eukaryota, Viridiplantae, Streptophyta, Magnoliopsida, Solanales, Solanaceae.
UGGCAGUGGUACUGUGUAUUGUUGCAAUUGGCUUUGUCCAACGUCAGAAAAAUCGACAUCCUUAUCCCCCAUCCCCCCAUGUUUUUUAUUCCUCACUCUGUUUUUUCAUCUCUAUUUCUUAUUUCUUCAUCUUCUUCUAUAGCACUCCAUUUUUGGUACUCUUCUUAUUGAAUAUUCAGAAAAAUUCAUAGCUUGCCCUUGCCAUGGCGUCGAUUGCUCACUCGCCGACAUUUGAUGUAAACCCUCACAAAUUCAGCUUCUCAAACCCUAAAUUCACCUCCCAAUUGAAGCGUUCAUCUUCAUCAUUCAGCUCUCAGGCUUUUUCCACCUCUUAUUCCGUCUCUAGGGUUUCCGGUUCAGCUUUCUGUUGCCGUUGCCGGAGCGGCACUGGCGAUGGCGAGACAGCUGAGCCGUCUCCAUCCGCUUCUUCUCAGAACAGCUCUUCAUCUUCUUCUUGGAGAUGGGACUUGGCGUUUCAGGAAGUUGUUAGGAAUGCGAUGAAGAAGUUUGAUGAUUACGUGAAUUGGUCCAAAGGAGCUGAGCUUGCUGAGAGGAGUAGUGCGGAGAAGGAAGUGUGUGUUGAUGGUGAAGAAUGGGAUUGGGAGCGGUGGAAAAAGCAUUUCAUUGAGGUUGAGGAGGAAGAACGGUUGGUUUCUGUUUUAAAGUCACAAUUGGCUCAUGCUAUUAGUAGAGAAGAUUAUGAAAAUGCUGCUAAACUCAAGGUGGGCAUUGCGGCUGCAGCUACUAAAGACAUUGUUGGAAGAGUGAUGUCCCGUCUAAAUAAAGCUGUUGAAGAAGAGCAGUACAAGGAUGCAAUAUUUAUGCGUGAUUAUGCUGGUACAGGAUUGGUUGGAUGGUGGGCUGGAACUUCAGAAGACGUUAAUGAUCCAUAUGGCCGCAUUAUUCGUAUAAGUGCUGAGCAUGGAAGAUAUGUGGCGAGAAGUUACAGUCCGCGCCAGCUCGCUUCGGCUGUGGAAGGUGCCCCUCUUUUUGAAAUAUUUCUUACAGUGGAUGAUAAAGGCGAAUACAGGCAACAGGCUGUUUACUUGAAGAGAAAGCCAGUUCAGCAAGAUUUACCUAUUCCUUCUUCAAAGCUACCUGGUGCUAUCAGUAACUUGGACACUCUUAGUCCCACUGAAAACAAAAGUGAUAUGUUCGAUAAGAUCUCAGAUGCUGAGGAAGAUGGUGAAGAUAGGGAUGACGAUUUUGGCUUUCAGAAUGCAUUGAGAGACAUGAUUCCGGGGGUACAGGUCAAGGUUUUAAAAGUGACAGCUCCAGGGAAGGUAGAUAGAGAUCUAAUAUCAAAGGUCAUUGAGCAAAUAAUGGAUGAGGAAGAUGAAGAUGAAGAAAAGGAUUUUGAUUUAGACGGUGUGGACGAUGAAGAUGAAAUUAAGGUGGAAAAAGAUGGUGAGCAGAAUGUGAUUGAAUUGGAUACAGAUAAUGGGGUUAGUAAUGGUGAAGAGCAGAGCCAAAUUGCGGUUAGGGUGGUUGUUGGUGGUCUUAUGCAAAAUACUUCAAGUGGUGUACAGCGUAAAGACCUUCUUCGAGUACCGGCAAGGCUAGAGAAGAAGGGUCACCUGUCAUUUACUUUCAGUAUAGAGGAAGAUGAGAACAAACGCAAUUCCUCUGGCAGUGGACAAUCUCUCCCAGAUAAAAAGGCUAGGCUCCAAGGUCAACGUAGCUUGGAUCAUGUGAUGCUUGAUCUUGCAAAGUUCAUCGGCAAGGGGAAAAUACCUAUGAAGGUCCUUAAGGAUAUGGGGGAGUUGAUCAGCCUCACUCUUACUCAGGCACGAAAUCGUCAACCACUGUCGAAGUCGACCACCUUUAACCGCAUUGAGAUUUCAGCAUCUCCGGACCCACUAAAUGGAUUAUAUAUUGGUGCUCAUGGUCUAUACACUUCGGAAGUCAUCCACCUUAGGCGAAGAUUUGGUCAGUGGAAAGAAGACGGUAGCCCUAAGGAGUCUUCACGUUUAGAGUUUUACGAGUAUGUUGAAGCUGUAAAAUUGACUGGAGAUUCUUAUGUGCCAGCUGGUCAGAUAGCAUUCCGCGCAAGAAUUGGAAAAAAAUAUCAACUUCCACAUAAAGGGAUUAUUCCAGAAGAAUUUGGUGUGAUUGCUCGAUACAGGGGACAAGGAAGGCUGGCGGAGCCUGGUUUUCGAAAACCCAGAUGGGUUGAUGGUGAACUGGUUAUCCUAGAUGGAAAGUACAUUAAAGGAGGGCCUGUUGUGGGUUUUGUCUACUGGGACCCUGAAUAUCAUUUCUUAGUGUUCUUCCAUCGGCUUAGGCUGCAGGAGUGAACAUCUCUGUACAUACAGUUUGUGGCUGUUUAUUCCUGGUUCAGUUCUUUGUAGUCAACAUGAUAUCUAUUACCACGAAGCGUUGUCAGUUUGAGCUGAAGAGAAGAUUCAAAAAUUCGUUCGUGGCCAGAAUUAAGCAUUUAAAUUUUAUGGAACUAACCAACAAUUUUUGAGUUGAUGACCCCAAUAUUUUCCCUGAUAUACCAAAUGUUCAGGCCUACCGGUGAUUUCUUGGGCACUUAGCUUGUACAUAUGCUCUUUAUGUUAUUAUUCUUUUUUGCUGCUCUU